AUGAGCAAGAACCAUGAUGCGUCCAUAAAGAACUUGGAGGUGCAGAUUGGAUUUACAGGUGAUACGGUAGAUAAUCCUAAGAAUGAUUCUUGCAAGGCUAUAGAAAAAGGUUUUGAAGUGAUCACCAAAAAGGGUGAAAAUGAAAUAGUUGAAGAGGAUUUGAUAGAAAAAGAAGAAGUUAGGAUUGAAAAAAAGGAGAGUAACAAUCUGGGUGACCAAGAGGAGAAAGGAGUCACCAUUGAACAAUUAAAAGAUAAAAUUUCCCCUUGGAGAAGGACGAAGAAGAAAAUCCUUAAUGAUCUCAAUCCAGAACUAUCAUAUUACAUAAAACCGCCUUAUCCUAUAAUUAAGAAGAAACCAGUACAUGAAAAUGAGGCAGGAUUGUUUGCAAAGUUUAAAGAGAUGUUGAUUACACUUCAGGCAUUGCUAAAUGAUAUAAAGCAUAAGUCAGUCAAGGAAGAUGUAAACAUGACCGAGAAAGAUGAGACGGAAGUGUCUCCAACAUUGGCACUAAAACUAAAGGAUCUAGGUAAGUUCAACACCGCUUGUACUAAUGGUGGAGUAAAGAUCCUACACGCUUUGUGUGAUUUAGGAUCAAGCAUUAAUGUGAUACCACUGAAUAAGGUUAAGGAAUUCAACUUGGAAGAGACCAUAUCGAGUAAUAUGACUCUCACUUUGGAUGAUUUAUUUGUUACCCAUCCGCUUGGUAUCUUACAAGACGUGUUAGUACAUGUCGAUGGUUUAGUUUUUCCUGUAAAUUUUGUGGUGAUUGAUAAGAGCAGAGACUCAAGAGGUCCAGUUAUUCUCGGGCGCUCAUUCUUGAAAACUGAAAAGGCGUUAAUAUAUGUGGAAACUGAUGAACUUAGCUUGAAGUUCAACAAGGAAAAAGUGAUUUUUAAUGUGUAUGAAUGGGCACCACAUGUAGUGGAUUUGGAGACAUGUUAUCGAUUCGAAGAAAAAGGUAACAAAGUUGAAAAAGGAGAAAGUGAACGUGAAUUGACCGGCGUUAGGGAGAGCAGUGUGACCGUUUACCCCGAAGACGAGAUAAUUUGCCCAAAAGCACCUGUCAACGCUUCAGCUAUAAGGAGGCUGGAACAACUAGAGGAUAAUCAAGCAGGAAAUGACAAAGGAUUCUACCAACCACAAGUGCAGCAACAACCAGAGAAAAUGCAAAGUCAACAAGCUUCAAAAUUUUAA
Molecule: messenger RNA, 1197 nt
Organism: Lathyrus oleraceus (garden pea)
Lineage: Eukaryota; Viridiplantae; Streptophyta; Magnoliopsida; Fabales; Fabaceae
Exons: 4
Coding region: 1-1197 (398 amino acids)
Source: RefSeq, a predicted model, not a curated record